AUGCACUCAACUCCCUAUUUAUUGAAUGUUGCAUCUUCAACGGCAGCAGCAACUCCUGUAUCAUCCACACCCUCUCACUUUGUAGUAGAUUCAUCAUCAAUAUCAGAUGGAAAGACAACUAACGAUAGUAGCAAUAAUAAUUCUUUCUUGUUGUUCCAUCAAAAGAAUAUUUCAAGUACUUCUACUAUUAACACCAACCAUGCAAUUCAUCAUCAUCAAGCCUGUAACUUACAAUAUGUUGGAUCCAACGGCAAUCAACACAGCAACACAGACACUGGAAAUGUGCUCCCUAUUGGAAAAUCCCCAAGAACAACUCUCGACAAUAGUAGUCGUGUGGGAAUGGAUAUCACCACCACAACCACUUCUUCUUCGUCUCAGGUAAGCCUUUUCCCUACUUCGCCCUCAUCAGUAUCUCGGAGUUCAACUUCUACUUACUCACUCUCGACCUUAUUGGAAGAACGUUGUUUGAUACAAGAUGAUGAGCACUUAUCCUCUGUAGGUUAUAAUUUAGACUCAAACAAGACCAGUCAAAUAUUGGUAUCCUCCUCCUCUGCUUCUCCUUGUUUGAAAUCAGGUCAGGCAGCCUCCACAGCCAACAUUACCCACUCACUCACCACUACACAUUCCAUUCACCCAACAACAACAACAACACAAAAGUUACAACUCUUAAUACCUAACAGCAAUAGUUUCCAGUUGAAUACUACACCUCCCACACUCGGUAAGGACAGUCAAAUCUCGUCGUCAUCUUCCUCAUCCUCAACCACGACCAUUCUUUCAUUUCCCAACUCACCUUUAAGCAAUAGUAGCAGCACCACCAGCACUCCUAAAAGCAAUCCUACCACUCCAACAACCCCUAACCGAUUAUUGAAUCACUUUCCACCCUCACAGCCUCGAUCUUUGAUUGAAAUUCAUCUCAAGAACAAUAUUGCAUUCAGCAAUGUGAUAUCCCAAAAGUCUUCAACAGCACUGAAAUCGCCUCCUCUUGCUGUGUCAAAGUUUGAGAGUUCUUUCGAAAUGAUGAACAGAACAGGAGUUAGCACCACGACAACCUCCUCGUGUGGUGGUGGUAGUUUCAAGAAAACAUCAUCCCCUUCUCUUAUUACUCAACCUCGUUCAUCGACCAUCAUCAGAAAAUCAUCAUCACCCAAUCCAUCCAAACCAUGUACAGUAACGGCUACACCUACUGCAACGACCACCUCUCCCUCACUACAACAACAACAACCCCAUCAUCAUCCAUUACCUGCCUCGAUCAAUAGCUUUAUUCUUCCCCCAUGUGUACUCCUGGAUUCUAACCCUUCACAGCAACAACAACAACCAUGUACCAUAACAACAAUCACUACCUCUACGACUACGACCUCAGUGAGCACCACCACCACCACCAGCAACAUUUUGAUGCCUUCUCAAUCAUUUGGCACAACUGCAACAUCUCUGUUGCCUUCCUUCACCAAUCCUGCCUCUCUUUGGAUGAAAUCAGAGAGUUGUGGUGGUGGCUCUUCCUCUCCUCUCAAAGUGCCUAGUCCAAGUCGAAUUCAAUCUAACUAUAUAUACAGCCCCUUUACGUAUAACUUUAUUAAGCAGAAUACUCCCUCACGAAAUGCAAGACCUUUCACCAAGAAUGCUCAACAAAAAACAACAACAAACGAUUUGAACGAUGAAAAACAAGCCAUUGAGCGUUUGGAAACAUUUUAUUUCAAGAAGAGUGAGUUACUAGCCAGUCAUUUACUUUGUAAGAUGGAUCACUUUUAUAGAGGUUUACUUUCGUGUAUUCAAGAUAUUUUACUAAGACUCAUGGAUCUUAGUAAUAUCACGGAUGAAACAGUCUUGAAGAAACUCGAUCGAAUUCAAUGCAUGAUAAACUUGAAGAAGUAUAUCAGCUCUCGAAUCAAGGACUUUGACGAGUGGCCUAAAUUUUUCGAUAGUUGUAUUACACAGGUUUCUGUAGAAGAUCUAUCACGCUUGGAAGACAUUGAACGAUGUACCAAUAACUUUAAUGUCAUCAUUACUGGAAAGGAAGAGUUGUCAAAAAAUCUGAAUUUGGCAAGCUUAAAAACACGGCUCAAUGACCACCAGAUGUUCCAAUACAUUACACAGUUCGUCGCUACAUGUUGUUGGACAGAUAGAAAAACCAUUCCUAUGGAUGUCAUGAACUGUUUAAAGUUUUUCGCGACUGUUCCAACUCCAGACAGUGUUGAUUUGCUCAAGUUGGCAAAAAAACAAGACGAUCAUUGGGUUCGAUCAUGCACUUCAACUAUAUCUUCCUUGCAGGACUUGGCAGAUUAUCAAUCAGACUCUGAUGACGAUGCUCCCAUGAGAGAUGCAUUCUCGUUCAGUUUCAUGUAA
This is a messenger RNA of Naegleria fowleri, 2340 nucleotides long. RefSeq lists its product as uncharacterized. NCBI's taxonomy places the organism in Eukaryota, Heterolobosea, Eutetramitea, Acrasida, Naegleriidae. The transcript has a single exon. The record is from RefSeq and is a predicted model, not a curated record. Bases 1 to 2340 code for a protein of 779 amino acids.